Cryptococcus deneoformans JEC21 is the source of this 2793-nucleotide messenger RNA. Its product is annotated as phospholipase D, putative. Bases 52 to 2670 code for a protein of 872 amino acids. Gene Ontology annotation, molecular function: D-type glycerophospholipase activity. Lineage: Eukaryota; Fungi; Basidiomycota; Tremellomycetes; Tremellales; Cryptococcaceae. The transcript is spliced from 31 exons. Gene Ontology annotation, biological process: intracellular signal transduction; phosphatidic acid biosynthetic process; cell motility. The record is from RefSeq and is a predicted model, not a curated record.
UUCAUCGCCUGCUGUUUCUCUCAGACAAUAAUACAGCAAACACCAGCCACAAUGUCCAUGCCUGUAUCAGACCCACAUGGUACAGUCGACCCCGAGAAGCAGGUAAGGCAUCAUAGGCACUUCACGAAACUUCGCAACAAGGUCGACUCUUUGCAGUCCGACAUAUCCAGGCUCGGCAUCGCAAUUUCUACUACCUGGAACCCAAACCACAGGCAUGACGAGGAGUGGGAAAAGGAAGUAGACUCUAAGAUGGAGGCCAUAAGGGACUCCCAUAGGUUUAGGAGCUUUUCUGGGGAGAGAGAUGGGAACAUCGUCAAGUGGCAUGUUGAUGGACAUGACUACUUCUGGGCUCUUUCCGAAGUUAUUGACUCGGCUAAAGAAUGUAUUAUGAUUCUCGACUGGUGGUUGUCACCCGAGCUCCAGCUACGAAGGCCUGCAGCCCUCUUUCCCGAAUGGCGCCUUGACAGACUCUUGAAGAAGAAGGCUGAACAGGGCGUCCGUGUCUAUGUUCAAGUCUACAAGGAGGUCGAUAUCUCAAUGUCACUUUCUUCCAAGCAUACCAAACAUGCGCUCGAGGAUCUUCACGAGAACAUUUGCGUCAUGCGGCAUCCGGAUCAUAGUGGAGGCGAGCUGGUAUACUACUUCUCACAUCAUGAAAAGCUUUGUGUUGUUGACAACACCAUUGCUUGUAUGGGAGGGCUUGAUGCUUGCUUUGGCCGCUGGGACACAAGGAAUCAUCCACUUGCCGAUGUUCAUCCCACUGAAUUCUGGAGAACUCUGUUCCCAGGGCAAGACUACAACAACUCUCGAGUGAUGGAUUUUCAGACUGUGGACAAAUACGUUUCCAAUGCCCUCGCGGUUCAAGACACAGCCAGAAUGCCUUGGCACGAUGUGUCUCUCUCGAUGAUUGGUCCCUCUGUUGUUGAUUUGGUUCAGCACUUUUGCGAGAGGUGGAACUUUGUCAAGAAAUUCAAGUACAAGCACAACCACAGGAUGGAGUGGCUUUCUCUUCCUGGCCCCUGGGAUGAGGUCCGAUCUCGCGAAGGUGAAAAGAAACUAAUCGAAGACAACGAGUUUCGUCUCAACCAUCCCCACUUAUCCGAGUGGAAAGAAGCAGGUCGUCAAUUCUUCCACCCCUACCAUUUCCCUCCUUCUGAGGCACCCAGAGCUACUGAGCCAAUUCCACAUGGUACUUCUAGGGUCCAGGUAGUUCGAUCUGCAGCUGAUUGGAGUCAUGGUAUCCUCUUGGAAAAUAGUAUUCAACAGGCGUAUAUUGGGCUGAUCCGAGAGGCUAAUCACUGCAUCUAUAUUGAGAAUCAAUUUUUUAUUUCGAGCUGCAAGGAUGAUCAGCCAGUGAAGAACCUUAUCGCCCUCGCGUUGGCGCAGAGAAUUAUCUCAGCUGCUCAAGAGGGCAGGAAAUUCAAGGUCUUCAUUCUCAUCCCCGCAGUACCUGCUUUCCCUGGAGAUAUCCAGAGUCAGUCAGGCAUUAAGGCUAUCAUGGAGGCCCAGUAUCGCACUAUUAAUCGUGGCGGCGCCUCCAUUUUCGAGAUGGUCCGUGAAGCUGGGUUCGAGCCAACUGACUAUAUCUCCUUUUGGAACUUGCGUUCCUACGAUCGUAUCAACACUCCUUGGAGUCGUAUUAAAGCUAUGGAAAAAAAGUCUGGAAUCACCUUCCAUCAAGCUCAAGUCGCUCUUGCUAAAAUCUACGCUGGCUCAGAAGAUAUCAGCGGCGGCGGUGCCGAUGAGGUGGUUAACAUCGAGCAGCCUCAUGACCAAACAACAGGUGUAGACGAGAUAGGCAAGAAAGAUACGGUACAAAACGCUGUUAGACUGCCUAAGACCAUGGAUGAAGCUAAGGACAUCAUCAAAAGAUUCCAACAGGCUGCACAGAAUGAUGAUAAGCACGUAUCCGACAACGUGUGUCAACAUGCUCUACAAGACACCACUACUCUAUUCGAUGAGAAGUGGGACGGUACAGAAGAGGAGGAGCUCUCAUGUUUCGUGUCUGAGCUUUGCUACAUCCACAGUAAGAUCAUGAUUGUGGAUGACAGACGAGUCAUCUGUGGUAGUGCAAACAUCAAUGAUCGUUCAAUGAACGGAGAUCAUGAUUCUGAGAUUGCGCUGGUGAUCGAGGAUUCUGACAUGGUUGAGUCCAUGAUGGACGGUAAGAAGUACAUGGCUUCGGCUUAUGCUACGACGCUACGUCGAACUCUCAUGCGAGAACAUAUUGGUCUAUUGCCGUCGCAACCAGCUUUUGAUGAGAAGGACCAGCCUACGGCCUCAAUGCACCCGGUUCCUACCCCUCACAUGUAUGACUUUGGUUCCGAGGAGGACAAGGCCGUUGAGGAUGUUCUGUCCGACGAAUUCACAGAUCUGUGGAUUGGAACCGGAAGAAGAAACAGGGAAGCAUUUGAAAAUGUUUUCAGGCCUGUGCCCAGUGAUGGUAUCAGAAACUGGGAAGACUACAAGGAAUACUUGAAACCGCAUGCCGGUGUCUCUACUGGUCAUGUCAUUGACAAAUCUCUUACCCUUCAGCAAGUGAAAGAAGAGCUGGGCAAGAUCAAGGGCCAUUUGGUUGACAUGCCUAUUAACUUCUGCAUUGAUCUUAAAUGGAUGACGGAAGGCGAUUGGCUUUCCGUCAAUCCUUACACCUUGGCGCUAUAUGUCUAAGAAACUCUGGCAAUAGGGUAGCAUACAAUAAAGUCUUGCAAAUGAGUGACAAAGAUAUAUACAACCAAAUCGGAUACCGGUGAUGAUACAAUCUUUAGCAUUGAUGGCUUAUGGAUGAAUAUG